UCAAGCCGGUCGGUUAUUGGAAAACAUUUUGAAUUUUUUUUUGAAACACAAACAGGAUGUAACGAACAAAAGAAGAAAAAAGUCACAGUAUUCGAACACGGAAGAGAAAUGCGGCAAAAGGAAAUGCGUUGCUAUGUGUAUCAAAUGUAAGCAAAUCUUUAAUCUGUUGCAACAGUUUUCUGGUAAAAUAGAUUUCGUACGAGACGAACCAUUGUCCAUCGAAUGUACGCUUUGCGACGUACAAAUUAAUUCGUUGUCUUGUUUUCAACAGCACAUCAUGAAGAUACAUUUACAGUGCGAUGGAAAUUUACCGGCUACGAAACGAUCGUUCGCCGUUGAAAUUAUUAACGUCGAUGGAGAAUUGAGUAAUAACGAGAGUGGUAGUAACAAUAACAGAAAUAAUAAUAGCGAUAGCAAUAUUAGCAGUAACUUUCUUUUUGAAUGCUGUUGUUGCUUAAAAAGUUAUAAACGUAUGAAGAAUUUUAAAAACCAUAUCGAAAGAGUCCAUUACAAUUUCGACAACUCUGUAUUGAAUACCAUGUUUAACACAGGUAAAUAUAAAAAAACGUACGCUUUCGAUAAAAGUCCGAUUGUUGAUAUUACAAAUACGAUAUCGGAGAUUUCUAAGCAACUGGAAAGAUGCGUGAUAGAAACACGUAAUCAGGUGGAUGGGUAUUGUAUCAACGCGAAAGAUGUAAACGUUAAGAACGACGAUAAGUCGAUAGAAAAUGUGGAACUUGAGAAAAGGAUAAGCGAAGUGAAGCGUUCAAUGAUUACUCAAAUUACGAGGAAAACUUCGACAUUAGAAAACAAUGUGAAAAGUGUAAAUACCGAAGGAGAAAAUUCAAAUUUAAAUGAUUUUAAAGAAUUUCCAAAUACGAGUGAUAAUCGAGAUGAUACGAUGCACGAAAAACCAAAGACACUUUGCAGACCCUCUUCGUACGUUUGUAACGUUUGUUUCAACAAGUUCAAGGGAAAGCACGUAUUUUUAUUACACAUGUCGAAGCAUUCAAUAAAUUCCAAUAUUAAUAACACCGAUGCAGCUGCAAACGAGGAACAAACGAUACGAGAAAUUUUCGGAGACAACGAUAUAAUUAAACUCGAAGACAAUGCACGUUUGUCAAAUCUGUACGUAAAAGAUUCCGAGGGUUACCGUGGUAAUAUUGUACCGUAUAAAGACUGUAACAUAUUGAAUUCUAUUACGGUAAAUAGGCAUUUAGUAGACUCAAAAUGUAAAAUUUUAACAUCGAAAUUAAUUAGCAAAGAAAUUUCCAGCGAUAAACAUGAGAACUCUGAUCGUAUAAUCAAAGAAGAAAAUAUUACGUUGGAGACAGGUGUGCUGGAUUUUAAUUAUAUGUUGUAUGUAAAUUUUACACAGAAAGGAGGAAGAGGUGUGAAAAGACGAAAUUCGCUUAAAUACAAUAUACACAUAAGAAAAAAGUGCAAAACUGAUGAUACAAUAAGAAAUAAUAAUUUUAUCAUCGAUGCAAAUAUGGAGGAAGUCAUAGUGUAUACACCGAAAGAAAUACGUUGCAAUGUCUGUGGUAAAAAAUUCAAUUCUCAGAGAAUACUAAGGGAACAUAUGUUUUUUUUACAUGAUUCUAUUUUCGAAGGUUUAGAGUUAUCAAGCAUCCUCCUAAAUCAUUACUAUAAGAUGGAAAAUAUGUCCCUACAAGAUACCGAUACAUAUAAAAGAGGAUAUAAUGUUUCACCUAAAAAGGAUCUAUUGGAAUUGUUUAUGAUGAAAAAGAAAAACAUACGCGACAGAAGAAGAAUCAAUGAAAUGUUUAGGAAAUGCGAUACAAACAAAAGAAAUGGAAAGUGGCGUUGUAACCCGUGUAAAGAAAAUUUUGCAUUGAUUAGAAACUACUUGCGUCAUAAAUACUAUUAUCACAACGAUAAGUCUGUAGUCCAUGUUUGCGAUAAUUGCAACAAAGCGCUCACUUCGGUUGCAAUGGUGAAUAUUCAUACGUGUACCAAUGUCACAUCUUGGAAAUGUAAAAGAUGCAAUCUGAAUUUCAUCAAUGGCAUAUCUUUAACGAAGCAUAAUAUGAACAAACAUUUAGAGACCAUUGGUCCACAUAUAUGCGAUUUAUGUAAAUUAAGUUUCCUUACAAAAUAUAUGCUAGAAAGACACAAGUCUGUGCAUUCGACAAUUUGUUAUUAUGGUAAUGUAAACAAUGUCACAGAUUCAUUUGCAUCAGUGGAAGAUCAUUUUCCUCGUACUUUAAAUAAGACAAACAGCUCUGACAUUGAUCUCUCCGAAGAGGAAACACUCUCGUUGAGUGAUAAACGUGUCUUUCAAACGUGUUUGAACAAGCAUCCAGAAAAUGUUAAUAUAUCCUUAGAACCGGAAGCUAAUUUUACAGUUAUAUCUGUACUGUGCGAUGACGAGGAAGUAUUUAAAUGUAAUCUUUGCAACGUCGUGUGUCUUACAAAGAUACAAAUGAAAUUCCAUUUAGAAAAAUGGCAUAGUAUUAUAGUAGGAGUGUGUCAAGUUUGCAAUGAUUUGUACAUUUCGGAUGAACUGAUGAAACAUUUGAUAACUCACCAUAUAGUCUUGGGCGAGUCGGACUUGAAAGAAGACGAAGAUCUUCGAAAUGAUACAGCAAGAAUUCUUGGACUGAAGCGUUUACUAUCUCUUUACGAAUAUCACAGAUUCGACAAUAUCGAAGAAAAUCAAUGUUUUAAUUGUCACACGUGUUCGAAGGAAUUUUCAAGCAUACAGUUUUAUCGAAUUCAUUAUUUAAAGUUUCACGAUACGAUAUGUUUAUUAUGUAACAUAGAAUUCAAACACAGUUUUCAAGCAUUCGAACACAAAAUUAAGAUUCAUAUAUCGGUCAAGAAAUACCUUUGGGUAGUGAAACAAAUAAUUUCGACAAUUUUGCAGUUCAAUAAUUACGGAAGUACUCUCGAAGAUGUCAUAUUGCGAUCUAGCGAAGUAAGAAUUCACGAUGAAAAAUGAAAAUACUGUCUUUUGUGUAUAUAAUGGAAAUAAUAAAAAUAAUUCUACGAAGGAACUGUAUUAAAUUUAUUUUAAAAUACAAAUGAUAUGUAAUAUAUAUAUGUAUACCAAUUGAAAGUUAUAUUUUAAAUAGAACAUUAAGGGAAAAUUAAUUUUAAUCAACCAACAGAGUUGUACCUUGUAGUAAUAAGUAUUUAAUGUAUUAAUGGAAAUUCUUUUCGAACUUGUGAGUGGUGUUCAAAUUUCUUCGACGCGCAUGCGAGAACAGAAUCUGGCAUCACAGGUCUACAACACUACGAGAAAUAAAACUCUACAUGGCGGAUAAAAUUCCCCACACUUUUAUACUGGAAACCUAACCUAAAACCUAGAUAAGUCGGUAUCUCUAAAAAAAGGAUAAAAAGAAGAAAUAAUCUCGACAAAGUUUAUUAUAACAAAAACCUAGCCGAGCAGAGAAAUAUCGAUAAUGCGUUGAACUCUCCACGCUCUAUGGCGAUCGUAAUAUGAAUUGAAUUAAAUGAAUAGCACGUCGUCUAACCGUAAAUGACUCGGUUACCUCGGGAUCGCUAAACCCGUACGGUAGCUAUGAUUAAAAAUUCAACAUAGCUACAGACCCUGAGGGUCGCCUAGACAAAGAGAUUCUACGAUAUUAUUUGACUAUUAGUCAAAGAUAACAAUGGUACCCAGACAGCUCGACCGUAUUUGCAACUUUUGCGUGCAUUGAACUGUGGAAAUUGGCAGCUUGAAUCAUUUUCUUAGUUGACAUGGUGUAUAAUGGACCACAUAGUACAAUCAAAGAAGGUUGACCAUGAUUUACUUUCACAGUCAUAUACGAGAAGUGUUGAAAGAUCAACAGGACUGCAAACUUGUACGUAUGGUUUAUCCUCUAAAGUUUUACAAAACAGGCAGGAAUUUUGGAAUAAGUUAUUUCUCAAGUACACAGGACAUAUAUCAGAUGAAACUGGAACCGACGACGCAAACAUUGCCGUGCCAAUAAAAAAGUCAUUAAUGUCUAUACAGUAUUGGGUAAAUACUGGCUAUCUACCUACCGAUGCAAAUGUGAUACUAAGCGUACAUUCAAAGAGUUGUACUUCAGUCGAGUCUGAAUCAUUCGAUUUCUUAGAUCAUUGUUUUACGAGAGAAGCGUGUUACGAAAAUUCUACCGCGAGCUCUGUUGAUACUGCCGCGUACAUUUUGUCGAACAAUAAUACAACGAGUAAAGUUGAAACCAUGGCCAUUGUAGAAGGUGCGAAGCACGAUACGCAAGGAAAUUCUAGGAACGUGAUACAAACAAAUUCGCACGAAAUAGUUGAUACGAGAAAUACUUUGUUUCGUAACUCUGAACACUGUUACGAUAAAUUGUCGAACGAAAAACCAACAGGGACAAUUUAUGACCAUACAAAGAGAAACUCUUUUGUUACACAGAACUCGUUGAACGUAGAGUCAACGAAUACCAAUAAAAGUAUUCGCAAAAAACUGUAUACUCGUACAAAUUCACCUAUCGAUCUUCUUCACGCGAAAAGUGAUAAUAAUUUGAUGUCCAAGUCGAAAAAAUACAUACAUCCUGCGUUAAGUUCCGGUUCUAAACGGAAAAAAAGGCAUACAAUUUGUAUGAGAGGGAAAUUAAACAAACGCUCGUUCGUGUUUAAUAAAAAUUUCACGGAUGGCGAUCGAUUUAGACUUUUAAAAGAAAAAUGUAGAAGAAGAGAUCGUAGUUAUUUCGAUGAUAUUAUUCCGUUAUCCGAUCUUCCUUCGAAGUGUAAAGGUUCGCUCGAUAGAGGUAAUUCUAGUACUAUCAAGAAUUCGACAACACAUCAAAAUUUAAUACAAUGCACGGAUAAAUCUUCGAAUACGUCUAAUAGCAAGAAAUGCGAGAAACAUCGUGAAGCGAUAGAAAGAAGACAACAUUUAAAUCCGGUAGUUUGUUUAAAGCGAUUAUCAGAGUCUGAUUUACAGAAUUUUCAAGAAAAGAAGAGAAAUACGAAAGUAAAAGAUCUUGGCAAUUUGAAUCCAGUAGUUUGUUUAAGGCGGUUAUCUGACAAUGAUAUUAAAGUUACUUGCACCGAUAAUGCAAAGACGACAGGUACAAAUAGUUCGUUACUCCUAGACGUUGAGGUGCAAACCAGCGAUACGAAUAGCACGCAACAUUCAAGUUUUUUAUUCUGUAAGCCAGAAAGCGUACAUUUUGUCGAAGAUACGGAUAGUAGUUUAAGUACUCUUUUUAUCUAUAAAUGCGAAAGUGGGAUAUUUCAUAACGGUUUCUCUGCGAAUAAAUCGCUAAUGUCGAGCAACAAUCACCAUCGGCUUGCCGCUGCAGCAAAAGAGGGGUUAAAUAAAACAGAUGGAGAAUUGAAUAGUAAAUUCUUUCGUCAAAAUUUUAUAUCAAAUGUCUGUUCUAGGUCGAAAAUAAUGGCAGACAAUAUCAGACAUUUGCACGAUGGUAUUCGUGAUAAACGCAAAGAUGAGGAUAUACGUAAAAUAAAAAAAUCGAAAAUUUUUCAUAACAUACAAAUUUCCAGCGAUUCGUUUUUCAAGGAGAAUUACGAGCGAGAUGCUAUUCGCCCGUUAAAUGUAUCCGUUAAUUCGAGUAUCACAUCAGCUUCGGUUAAGUCGAGAGACAUUUGUAAAAAUAGGUUUAACAAUAAUUUCAAUGUAAAUAACGACGAGCCAUGUUUAUCGUUGGACGAAGACGACGGGUUUGUAAAACUUGUACACAAGUAUUAUUCUACCUGGAAGUAAGCCGCUAAGGGUACUCUGUCGUUGCGAAGAACUCGACAUCAGCUUCCAUUUAGUCAAUAAAAGAUAUUGAAGCGCAAAUGAAGAGUAAUAAAGGAAUAUUUUUGAUACCCAUUUCUCGAAAUUCAGCUUGACGAUGCCUACCAUUCGGUAUCUGGUAUGUAUGUUACCUUCAAUUUUUAAUGUUUGUUAGCGAGAGGAUAAGAUUGUAUUUAUGUUUUAUAUAAACCUUCGUAGUAAAUAAAUAUUGUUACUUUUA
Hylaeus anthracinus is the source of this 5957-nucleotide messenger RNA. RefSeq lists its product as uncharacterized. The record is from RefSeq and is a predicted model, not a curated record. The coding region runs from base 3737 to 5701 and encodes 654 amino acids. The transcript is spliced from 4 exons. NCBI's taxonomy places the organism in Eukaryota, Metazoa, Arthropoda, Insecta, Hymenoptera, Colletidae.